This is a messenger RNA of Dimorphilus gyrociliatus, 2218 nucleotides long. NCBI's taxonomy places the organism in Eukaryota, Metazoa, Annelida, Polychaeta, Dinophilidae. The record is from the annotation of a GenBank genome assembly.
AAUGAGGAGGAGUUUGGCUCCUAGCAAAGUUACAGGAGAUAAAAGAAAGCAGAUAGAUGCAACUGAUGAAGAUUGGGACCCAAGAAAGAGAUCAAAAAAAAAAAUGAAAGAAAAUUUGUCAUCCGAUGAUAACCGGAACUUUUUGUCUCCUUAUAGGCUACCUCUGAAAUCGACUGUUGACAAUGUCGAAAAUACUGAUCAUGAAAAUUCCAUUGAAAACAUUCUCAGCCGGCCUUUCAAAUUAUCUCUGCCAAAUUAUCAAAGUUCCAGAACCAAUAAAGUUUUGGGUCUAAGACGGUUAGGUGCUCGAGGUGCCUUAUACGACCCUGAUGAAGAGGGUGCACUUGUCUUAUAUUCACCCCCGGAAAUAUCUGCUCACGAUCAAAUGAAAACUCAACCAAACGAUCAGUUGGUACAUAUUGUGGUCGAUCCUAAUCUAACGAAAGUCUUAAGACCUCAUCAACGUGAAGGGGUGAAAUUUAUGUAUGACUGUGUGACUGGAAUUCAAAUAGAAAAUUACUUUGGUUGUAUUAUGGCCGAUGAAAUGGGUCUUGGAAAAACUCUUCAAUGUAUUACUCUAAUGUGGACACUACUGAAGCAAGGCCCGGAAGGACGGCCGUCAAUUACUAAAGCAAUGGUUGUAGCGCCUAGUAGUUUAGUAAAAAAUUGGUAUAAUGAAAUAAAUAAAUGGCUAGGUAGCAAAGUCUUGGCUCUUGCAAUAGAUUCAGGGUCUAAGGCUGAAAUUGAUGAUAAACUAGAAAAUUUCAUGACUUCGGCAAGAACUUCGACUCCAAUACUAAUAAUAUCAUACGAAACUUUUCGACUUCAUGCUGAAGUUAUGCAUAAAUCAGAAAUUGGCUUAGUUAUUUGUGAUGAAGGCCAUCGUUUGAAAAAUUGUGAAAACCAAACUUACUCUGCCCUGGAACAGUUGCAAGCGAAAGGAAGAGUCCUACUCUCUGGGACGCCCAUUCAGAAUGAUCUCCUCGAAUAUUUUUCACUCCUUAAUUUCGUAAAUAAAGGUUUAUUAGGUUCUGCCAUUCAGUUUAGGAAAGCUUUCGAAACCCCAAUACUUCGCGGUCGUGAUGCGGACGCAAGUGAAAAUGAUCGAAAGAAAGGAGACGAAAAAUUGAGAGAGCUCUCUGGAUUGGUCAGUAAAUGCAUUAUAAGACGAACACAAGCACUACUGACAAGAUAUUUACCGGUAAAAAUUGAACAAGUUGUGUGUUGCAAAUUAACACCACUGCAAACAGCACUGUAUAAAAAAUUCGUUUCCUCCAAAGCUGCUCAAUGUGAGAUUAAAAAGGGUAAAGUUUCUGUUUCAUCUCUCUCAGCAAUUACAACUCUGAAGAAAUUAUGCAAUCACCCAGAUCUAAUAUAUGAAAAAUGCUUAGAGGGCAGUGAGGGUUUUGAAAAUACAAUGGAAUUAUUUGGCAAUCAUGACACAAAAUUGGUUCAACCAGUUUUAUCGGGAAAACUACUUGUCCUUGACUACUUGUUAGCCAUGAUGAAAGCUGAAACUUCUGACAAGAUAGUUCUUGUGUCUAACUAUACUCAGACUCUGGAUUUAUUCGAACGUUUAUGCAAGCAAAGGAAAUAUCUAUAUGUUAGGCUAGAUGGGACAAUGUCAAUAAAAAAGAGAGCUAAAAUUGUUGACAAAUUUAACAAUCCAGCCAAUCCAGAAUUUAUAUUCAUGUUAAGUAGUAAAGCAGGAGGAUGUGGCUUAAAUUUAAUUGGUGCUAACAGAUUAGUUAUGUUUGAUCCCGAUUGGAAUCCAGCAAAUGAUGACCAAGCUAUGGCGAGAAUUUGGCGUGACGGACAGAAGAAAGAAUGCUUCAUAUAUCGUCUAAUUGCCACUGGAACGAUUGAAGAGAAAAUACUUCAGAGACAAGCGCACAAAAAAGCCCUGAGUUCUUGCGUUGUUGAUAAAGAGGAAGAUGUUACAAGACAUUUCAGUGUUGAAGAACUUAAGCAUCUAUUCAGAUUAGAUGAGAAUACUCUUAGUGAUACUCACGAUAAAUUUAAAUGUACUAGGUGUAUUAAUAAAAUACAAGUAAAGCCACCACCUGAAGGAAGUGACUGCAAUAGUGAUUUGUCACAGUGGUACCAUUGCGCGGACAAGAAAGGCGUAACAGAUACUUUAUUAAAAAGUGCUUGGAAAAAUUCAAUUUCAUUUGUUUUUCAUCAUCGAUCCCAUGACAAACAAAGGGUGACUGUAUGA